This is a messenger RNA of Tyto alba (common barn owl), 2031 nucleotides long. It is a transcript of the gene LDHD, whose product is annotated as lactate dehydrogenase D. The transcript has 10 exons. Lineage: Eukaryota; Metazoa; Chordata; Aves; Strigiformes; Tytonidae. Gene Ontology annotation, biological process: lactate catabolic process. Gene Ontology annotation, cellular component: mitochondrion. Gene Ontology annotation, molecular function: D-lactate dehydrogenase (cytochrome) activity; D-lactate dehydrogenase (NAD+) activity; FAD binding. The coding region runs from base 30 to 1568 and encodes 512 amino acids. The record is from RefSeq and is a predicted model, not a curated record.
GCAGUGUCCUGGCGCUGGCUGUCCCCACCAUGGCUCUGCGGCGGGUGCUGGAGCUGGGGGGGGCCCUGGGGCGCCGGAGCUGCUGCUCCAAGCACCCACUGCCCCCCGACUUUGUGGAGGCCCUGAGGGCUGUGGUGGGGGGCCCCAAUGUCUCCACGGCCAUGGCGGUGCGUGAGCAGCACGGCCAUGACGAGUCGAUGCACACCUGUGCCCCCCCGGACGCCGUGGUGUGGCCCCAGGCAGUGGGGCAGGUGCAGGAGCUGGCAGCGCUCUGCUACCGCCACCGUGUGCCAAUGGUGCCCUUCGGCACCGGCACCGGCCUCGAGGGCGGCGUCACCGCCGUGCAGGGCGGCGUCUGCUUUGACCUGAGCCGCAUGGAUGCCAUCGCGGAGCUGAGCCUCGAGGACUUCUCGGUGGCGGUGGAGCCCGGCGUCACCCGCAAGGCCCUCAACAGCCACCUGCGCGGCACCGGGCUCUGGUUCCCCGUCGACCCCGGGGCGGACGCCUCGCUGUGCGGCAUGGCGGCCACAGGCGCCUCGGGCACCAACGCGGUGCGGUACGGCACCAUGCGGCCCAACGUCCUCAACCUGCGCGUGGUGCUGCCGGACGGGCGCCUGCUCCACACCGCGGGGCCCGGGCGCCAGCCCAGGUGGGAGCCGGGGGCCGGGGGCCGGGCCGGUGGGGGGGGGCAAGGGGGGGGUGGGUCCCCCACGGGCGCCCCCCGCUCACCGGCCCCGCGCAGGAAGCGGGCGGCCGGCUACGACCUGACCUCGCUCUUCGUGGGCUCCGAGGGCACCCUGGGCUUCCUGACGGGGGCCACGCUGCGCCUGCACCCCCUGCCCGAGGCCGCCGCCGCCACCACCGCCGCCUUCCCCAGCGUGCGGGCGGCCGUGGCCUGCACCGUCCAGGUGCUGCAAGCCGCCGUGCCCGUGGCCCGCAUCGAGUUCCUGGACGAGGUGAUGGUGGGUGCCUGCAGCCGCUUCAGUGGGCUGGAGCUGCCGGCGGCGGCCACGCUCCUCCUGGAGCUCCACGGCUCCCGGCACGGGCUGGCUGAGCAGCAGCGGCAGGCAGAGGAGAUCGUGCGGCUGAACGGCGGCUCCGGCGUGGCCUGGGCGGAGGGGCCGGAGGAGCGCGGGCGGCUCUGGGCCAUGCGCCACAGCGCCUGGUACGCUGCCCUGGCCCUACGGCCCGGCUGCCAGGGCUACUCCACCGACGUCUGCGUGCCCAUCUCCCGCCUGCCCGACGUGGUGGUGGAGACCGAGCGGGACCUGCGGGACUCCGGCCUCACCGGCCCCAUGGUGGGACACGUAGGCGACGGCAACUUCCACUGCCUCCUCAUCUUCGACACCCGGGACCCGGCCGAAGCCCAGCGCGUCCACGCCUUCACCCAGCGCCUGGGCAGGCGGGCGCUGGCAGCGGGGGGCACCUGCACCGGGGAGCACGGCGUGGGGCUGGGCAAGCGGGAGCUGCUGCUGGAAGAGCUGGGCCAGGAGGGGCUGGACACCCUGCGCCGCAUCAAGGCUGCGCUGGACCCCCUCAACCUCAUGAACCCCGGCAAGGUGCUCUGAGGGACCCCCCAGCCCCCUGGGAUCAGGGCUGGGGUGCCCCCACUGCCCUGCCACCCCCCCUUUUCCUCAAAUCCCCCCCACACACCUUGUGCGUCACAGACCCCCAAACCCCCAAUAAACCCCUUUGUACCUGCAGCCUCCCUGUGCCCUGAUGACUUUUGGGGGGGACAGGGCACCCCAACCCCUCCCUGGGGGGUCCCUGGCCCAAGCUGGGCACAUGCAGGAACCCCCAGGACAUGAGGAGCUGGGGGGGGGAGGACGAUGACACCCACUUUAGCCACUUCCCUAGAGCCACAGGGCUGGGAGCUCUGGGCCGUGCCGGGCACCGCCGUGGCCAUCCCCACGCCGAGGCAGAUAUGGGGAGGGGGCAGCAGCACGGGUGGAGGGCUCCAACACCCCACAGCCAUCAUCUGCUUCACGAAGAAAGCCAGUAAAAUAAAAUAACAGUGAAUAUUUUAUUGAA